AUGGAGAUCAAGGAUAUGAAAGAGUUGAAGUGGCCUUCAAGGAUGAAGUCAUCCCCUGACACAAGAGAUAGGAGCAAGUAUUGUGAAUUUUACCAAGAUCAUGGGCAUACCACGGAGGAUUAUCAAGCCUUACAGCGGGAGGUUGAAGUCCUCAUCAAAAGAGGGCUCUUAAGAAAUUAUAUCGAUCAUGAUAAACGCCCGAGGAAUCAUCGUGACAAUCGAAAAGAGCCUGGAGUAGGAAGCAGUGCUCAACCCACUGCUGGGACCAUUAAUAUUAUCAUUGGAGGCAUAGCAUCUGGAGGAGACACAAACAGUGGGCGAAAGCAGCAUGCCCGUCGACAUGCUCAUACCCCAAAGGAAUCCCAUGACGAAGUGAAAGACAUUACCUUUGGGGCAAAUGAUUUGGAAGGAGUAUCAUAUCCUCAUGACGAUGCCUUGGUGGUCUCUGCAAUUGUGGCUAACUUCGAAGUAAAGAGGAUUCUGAUCGAUAAUGGGAGUGCAGCAAAUAUACUAUCACAGGAAGCUUUUGCUAAGAUGGGGAUCUCUCCCAAACAACUCAAAACAGUUAAAACUCCUCUACAGGGAUUUGGUGGUAGAGUCAUUAUCACGGAAGGAAUCGUCGAGCUUCCGCUUACUUUGGGCUCUGACAAUGUCCAAGUGACGGAGAUCACACCCUUCCAAGUGGUUAACACUUAUAUGGCUUACAACAUCAUUCUGGGAAGACCCCUGCUGAACAAGAUCCAGGCAAUUGUAUCAACUUUCCACCUGGCUAUGAAGUUUCCAACAGGUCAUGGCAUCGGAGUCGUUCGAGGAGACCAAGCAGCUUCCAAGUAG
Messenger RNA from Olea europaea var. sylvestris, 834 nucleotides. RefSeq lists its product as uncharacterized. The record is from RefSeq and is a predicted model, not a curated record. Bases 1 to 834 code for a protein of 277 amino acids. The transcript has a single exon. Lineage: Eukaryota; Viridiplantae; Streptophyta; Magnoliopsida; Lamiales; Oleaceae.